This is a messenger RNA of Fusarium redolens, 2367 nucleotides long. RefSeq lists its product as uncharacterized. The transcript is spliced from 4 exons. Bases 1 to 2367 code for a protein of 788 amino acids. The record is from RefSeq and is a predicted model, not a curated record. NCBI's taxonomy places the organism in Eukaryota, Fungi, Ascomycota, Sordariomycetes, Hypocreales, Nectriaceae.
AUGAAACCGCUAUCCGAGAAUUCGCUUCCAUACACUGAGAGCGACAAUUCGGCCCGAGAUACGCGUCAUGGGCGUAACACCACCUCCUCGUCCAUCUCAUGCCAUUCGGAUCCUUUUGCGAAAUCUGGAAUUGAGGUUGAGGAUGGCGUUCAGCUACGUGACUUCUCGUCUCCCGGUCCUGUCAUGUCUCGCUGCAUGAGCCCAGACCCAAACAGAUUUGUUGCUGAACGUCCAUCACGACUCGACAAUGCGGACACUGGCCUCACUGUGCCAAAGAUCAAUGAGCUUUCAAGCGAUGAUCAUGCUGCUUCUGAGUGGGAGACGGUCGCUGGAGAAGAUGCGUUUGAAAGUUAUGCCGAAUCUUCAUUUCGACCACUGAGACGUCAAGGCAACUUCAAUUUUGGGAACAAACAGCAGAGCCAGUCUCAGCCUAAUCAGAAUCUCUGGGUACCGCAAACGCACAACUUUGAGCUCGUCGCACCUGGCGACCCGUCCCUCCGACCGUCCGUGCGAAAUGUGCCGAGAUCAGCUCCCCGUUUGCACUCGUUUCACUCCGUGUCCAGCUUCUACAGCGAAUCGGCUCGCAACAAAGACCCAGACACUCGCGUCCCUUGCGAUCCCGAGGACUAUCCUCAGGACAAUCAUACACAGAAUGCACUUGGGAUGUACUCCCGGGCCUCGUCCGACAGCGAUGAAGACCCUUUCAAGUAUGACACAGAUGCAUACUCGGGCUUUCUACGUUCAUCAGCCGAGCGAGAAAAUGUCGAUGAAGAGGUCAAAGUUCCAGUUCAUCGGGAGGAAAAAGCGACCCGCCGUGUUCCAGUCCCUGAUAGACGACUGCAAGGUGAAAUUGCUUCUCUUGUCAUGAACCGACCUCUCACUGGUACGGAGGGUGAUUGGCAGACUGUCACUACCGAGCAUGCUUUCGAUUCGAUGCAGCAAGACUAUCACGACAGCAUUGCAAAGGGAACUGGAAGCAGUGUCGCUGAUGUCUCCGACGUGACGGAGCGUGAACUUCAUCUUCGCUCUUACGGAUCAGCAGACAGAAUCAUUCGACAUCCUCCUGGUAACAAUAAAUAUGGCUCAUACCGUGUUCGCACCGACAGACGAACGAAACUCCCCGUGUCUGUCCCGCAGUAUGGCGUAGGUCCUGGAACUUAUGCCUCCAACACAACGCGCAACUUUUCCCAGACCAAGUCCCGAUUGCCUGAAUCUACUACUCGUUUCUCCAACCUGUUUCGCAGAGAGCCGUCUGAGCAGACAACUGACCAUGAGAACAUCCUACUCGCAGACCUGCCUCCAAAGAGAGGCAGCUAUCAGAGCCUCGACUCGGACGCAGCUCCUCAUGGAAAUGUCCAAACCGAUGAAACAAUUUCGCCUGAUGGUGAAAGGUACUUCGGUUUCAGUUGGAAUCGAAUCCGCAAGAAUCUUGGUCGUGAUCCUCCCAAGACCCCCUUGACCAUUUUUGACAAGCCACUGUACAAAAGACGGUUCCAAGAGUCCAACUCGGACAAACCUGCACAUGUUCCUCACGAUGAUUUUCUGUCCAAGAUUCCUCGCCUUCCUUUUCCUCUUGUCAGUCUUCCUGAGGCUGCGAUGUUGCAGCAGUUCAAACGACAGAGUGGUGAAGAGGAUCACAGUCAGAGUGCAGGCAACUUUGGGGCCAGGGGAAGAUCGAACACUAUCAGCACUGAAAACUCACCUACUGUCCCAAAGACUCCUUCUCCUGCUAAGAGAAGCUUCUGGCCUUCGUCCAUGAGUGAUGGUGUUAAGCGACCUGCACCUAUUCUUCACCUUCAUCGACUACCCCAGGCCCAUCGUCCCCGUGACUCAAAUGAGAGAGUCACUGACAUGCUAGUCUCAUCCUCUGCUAUCCUCGAUACUCCCCCUCCCACCGACCCAAAGUCAAGCACUCACCGUGUGUGGUAUCGAAACUUCCAGCCAAGCAUUUCCACUGCUCGCACUGGAAUCCAUACUCCUGGAUUUUCCACCAGCGUCAAUGGUCGACGAGUUGGUCGCUGCCAAUCUGAGCUCGAUCCCCUUGGCGACAGCCCUUUCACUCAGAGAGAGGCUCGUCUUAUCGAGGAGGCCCGCGAGGAUAUUCGUAUCCACCGCCAGCAUGCUGACAUGGUCGCCCAGCGAGGAAAGCGAAUGUUCAUGUGGGUAAUGAUACUUACCCUCUUUUUCCCUUUCAUCGGACCCAUCGUUCUCUACGGCAAGCUCAACUCGACUAUCUCGUGGUACACUCACGGAGAAAUGCAGUGUCUCACCAAAGACCAGCGCGGCACUCUCAAGCAGCAACUUCUCGUCGAGGCUGUUGUCUAUCCCGCUCUUAUCAUCGCCCUUUCGGUGCACUACUCGAUUUGA